UUUUUUAAAGAGAGAGAGAGCGAGUGUGAGAGCGUCUCACAAUUCCUCUCGCAUAGCAUCAUAAGCACAGUUAUUGGGGGAAGAGAAAAAUCAAGUUUAGAAAGAAGCGAGGCUCCGAGAUUCAAAGAAAGCAAACAACGAGGAAAAGAUCGGAAUAAAUAACGGAUGUAAAAAAUCUCGCAAGGAGGCUUGAAGAAAGAGGAAUACACGAGAAAACGACUGUUUUUUUAAAUUUAAAUGUCUGUUUAUUCCAUUUUUUUGAUACGAAGCUAACGGGAAAGAAAGGAUUGUGUUGGAGAAAAACUUGUUACGACACACGCAGGCAGAGAGACGAGAAGAACAUGCUUUUGUUAAUAUGGAUUAUAACUCUGACGUGGAAUCUGCAGAAAGUAUCCGCAGCUCAUUUUUCCCAGGAACCUGCAGACCAGACUGUGGUAUCCGGCCACAAUGUCCUGCUAUCCUGUAUAAUCUUCAACUACUCCGGGAUCGUCCAGUGGACCAAAGAUGGGCUGGCACUGGGCAUCGGGGAAGGGCUGAGAGCCUGGCCUCGCUAUCGGGUGCUCCGCAGCUCUGACUCCAGUCAGUACAAUCUGCAGGUGUCGCACGCUGAGCUGUCUGAUGAUGCGCAGUACGAGUGCCAGGCCACUGAAGCAGCGCUGAGGUCGAGACGAGCCAAACUCACUGUGCUGAUCCCCCCUGAAGACCCCGUGAUUGAGGGGGCUCCUGAGAUCCUGCUGACCGCUGGUGUCCCCCAUAACCUGACCUGCCGGGCCAGGGCGGCCAAACCCGCGGCCGUGAUCACGUGGCAACGUGACGGAGCCAAACAAGAGGGCGCGUUCAGCACCACGGAAGUGAUGUCAGACAGGAAGAGGGAGACGACGCUCAGCUUCCUGCCCAUCGUGCCGACCGACGCGGAUAUCGGGCGGGUGUUCACGUGUCACGCGAGCAACGAAGCGCUUCCUGCCGGGAAAGAGACCUCCGUGAAGCUCAACGUGCACCAUCCCCCGACGGUCACUCUGUCUCUCCACCCGCAGGCAGUCCUGGAGGGAGAGAGGGUGAUCUUCACCUGCACUGCCACGGCCAACCCUGAGAUCCUGGGCUUCCGGUGGGCGAAGGGGGGUGUUAUUCUGGAGGGAGAGAUGGGGAGUGUGUACGAGGCCUUCGUGGAUCACAGCUUCUUCACCGAGCCCGUGUCCUGCGAGGUGCACAACGCAGUUGGCAGCACCAACGUCAGCACCUUGGUCGACGUGCAUUUCGGCCCUCGCAUCGUGGUUGAGCCACGCCUCACCUCCGUGGACGUCGGCUCCGAUGUCACACUGACCUGCGUGUGGUCAGGUAACCCUCCCCUCACUCUCACCUGGAUCAAGAAAGGAUCAAACAUGGUCCUCUCCAAUAAUAACCAGCUGUAUCUGAAGUCUGUCAGCCAGACAGACGGAGGUCAGUACAUCUGCAAAGCCAUCGUUCCACGGAUUGGAGUCGGGGAGCGAGAGGUGACCCUGUCCGUCAACGGACCUCCGAUCAUCUCCAGUGACUCGGUGCAGUACGCGAUCAGAGGGGAUAGAGGAGAAGUCAGAUGUUUCAUUGAUAGCACCCCCACCCCAGACAGGAUUGCUUGGGCGUGGAAGGAGAAUAUUUUAGAGACCGGUACUCUGGAGCGGUACACCGUGGAGCGGUUCGACACCGGUACCGGGGUCCUCUCAACCCUGACCAUCAACAACGUGAUUGAAACCGACUUCCAAACACGCUACAACUGCACGGCCUGGAACAGCUUCGGACCCGGAACCGCCAUCAUCCAGCUGGAGGAAACAGAGAUCGUUCCUGUCGGGAUUAUAGCUGGAAGCACAGUGGGGGCGUCCAUCCUCCUCCUUCUCUGUCUGAUCGCUCUGACGCUGUUCCUGUACCGCCAGCGCAAAGGGAGUCGGAGGGGGGUCACUCUGGGCAAACCGGACAUUCAGGUCGAGACGGUCAACAAAGAGACGCACAACACUGAGGACGACGCCUCCAGCAUCUCCACGGCAACCAGGAUGGUCAAAGCCAUGUACUCUCCUUUCAAAGAUGACAUCGAUCUGAAGCAGGACCUGAGGAGCGACACGCUCGACACACGAGAGGAGUACGAGCUCAAGGACCCCACAAACGGAUACUACAACGUCCGCGCUGCUGGCCAUGAGGACACCAGACCCUCCUCGAGAUCCAUGCUCUACACCGACUACAGAUCAACCAGCGGACCCCCAUCGAACCCCGUGGGGCCCCUCCCGGAGAACAGGGGAGGGGGUGGAGGGGUCGGGGGCCGCUGCUACGACCCCAGACCGCCCUCUCGCCUGUCUCACAACAGUUACGCCCAGUUCAACACCUACAACCGAACUGGGGGGAGUGGGAACCCGAACCCUGGGCUGCCCGGCUCGGAGUUUGCAUCUGAAUGUGGUGGGGUCCUGGAUACCGCUAGUCAAAUGUCUUAUGACAAUUACGCCCCGACACACGUCUACCCUCCCAGCGCCACCACGUACGCCCCCUACAGGCUGGGUUUCGCAGCGCCGGCCAAUCUAGGAAACAUGGAGCGCUUGGACAUUCUGGGACCCGGGUACGAAGGCUUUUCAACGGGAGACGGGGGCUUGGGAAAGUACAGCGCGGCUAACACACGCUACUCCUCUGCCUCCCAGCACUCCGAGUUCGGGCAGAGACACCAGCAGCGCAUGCAAACCCACGUGUGAUCCGAAGACAGCCACGGUCUCCGGGGGGAAGAUCAGGGACCUCGAGAGAAGUGAAGGUCUCUGGGGUGACUCUGCGUUCGCGUCUCCUGCCGUUGACGUGACUUCCCGGUAAUGCAGGCAUCUUUCAAUCACUGAGCUUUGUUACCCAAAGACUAGGGGUGUUGGGGGGGGUGAACUAUGCAUCAUCAUCAGCUGCUGCUGAACUUGCUGCAGUCGCUUCCAGUAGGACCUCGUGUUGUUUCACGGCUCAUCCGUUGGUCUGCUAACUUGUUCAGUCGCAAGAGGCUGUUUUUCUCGAUUCUUCCCUCGAAUACGAAUGACUCGGACUCCCCAAAUCAAAACUGCAGAAGCAAUGGGGUAUUCAGCUGAAGGACUAAGAGUCCGAAAAUGUCCUGAUAGCAUUAAUUUUAUUUUUUUUAUAUCAAUUAUUCACAUUUUUGUAUACCUACAUUAUAUAUAUAUAUAUAU
This is a messenger RNA of Acipenser ruthenus (sterlet), 3176 nucleotides long. RefSeq names its product kin of IRRE-like protein 1. Gene Ontology annotation, molecular function: cell adhesion molecule binding. NCBI's taxonomy places the organism in Eukaryota, Metazoa, Chordata, Actinopteri, Acipenseriformes, Acipenseridae. The transcript has 16 exons. Gene Ontology annotation, cellular component: cell-cell junction. The coding region runs from base 342 to 2708 and encodes 788 amino acids. The record is from RefSeq and is a predicted model, not a curated record. Gene Ontology annotation, biological process: cell-cell adhesion.